AUGCAGACCUUGUCUGAUUCCGUUAAUGCUUCAGUUACUCCACUCGGCUUUCUUUUCUCUGCUGAGGAUUGCCCUCUUAAGGCAGGUGAUGUAAUUUUUGGCAAAUCUCAGGCGAAAGACGAUGCCAGCACCACCAGCAACACUGUUACCGAUGCCAGUGCCGCCGAGAAUUCAUGCUGGACACCCUCGUUGUCUGCCUCUCUUUAUAAGAUUGAUAAAUGGGGGCCUCCAUACUUUUUUGUCAAUUCCUCUGGAAAUAUAUCAGUCCGCCCACAUGGCUCAUCGACCCAUCCUCAUCAAGAGAUUGAUUUAUUGAAGAUUGUGAAGAAUGUUACUGAUCCAAAAUCUUUCGGUGGUCUUGCGUUGCAGCUUCCUCUCAUUAUUCGACUUCCAGAUGUACUCAAGGACCGGCUUGAGUCUAUUAACUCGGCCUUCCAACGUGCAAUCCAGUCUCACGGAUACCAGUCUGAUUAUCAAGGUGUUUACCCAGUGAAGAGCAAUCACGACCGCUUCAUUGUGGAGGACAUUGUGAGAUUCGGCUUCUCUUUUCGUUUUGGGUUAGAGGCAGGAUCAAAGGCUGAGCUCCUCCUCGCUAUGACUUGUUUGUGUGAAGGUAAUCCUGAGGCUUUUUUCAUUUGCAAUGGGCAUAAAGACUCUGAGUAUAUCUCUUUGGCCUUGAUUGCAAGGAGGCUCGCCUUGAAUACCUUUAUCGUUCUCGAGCAAGAAGAGGAAACUGAUAUUAUUAUUGAGCGGAGCAAGAAGCUUGGCAUUCGGCCUGUGAUUGGUGUUCGAGCUAAAUUGAGGACAAAACAUUCUGGCCUUUAUGGGUCAGCAUCAGGCGAGAAAGGCAAGUUUGGGCUAACCACGGCUCAAAUUCUGAAGGUUGUGAGAAAGCUUGAAAAAGUGGGUAUGCUUGAAUGCCUUCAGUUGCUGCAUUUUCAUAUAGGUUCUCAAAUUCCUUCAACAACAAGUGUCAAUGAUGGCGUCAGAGAGGCUACGCAGAUCUAUUGUGAAUUAGUUCGACUGGGUGCUCACAUGCAAGUCAUCGACAUCGGAGGUGGUUUGGGCAUAGAUUACGACGGUUCUAAGUCAAACCAUUCUGAUCUUUCUGUUGGAUAUACCAUUGAUGAAUAUGCUGCAACUGUUGUUCAAGCAAUUCGACAUGUUUGUGACGUCAAUUCCAUCAAACACCCUGUAAUUUGCAGUGAAAGUGGUAGAGCUAUUGUGUCUCAUCAUUCCAUUUUGAUCUUUGAGGUUAUUUCUUCUGACAUAUAUGAAGCACCGAUCUUGUCCGCCUCCGAACUGCAGCAUUUAGUUGAUGGGUUAUCAGAGGAUGCUCGUGCUGAUUAUCAUAAUCUAUCACGUGCAGCUGUGAAAGGCGACUAUGAAACUUGUUUGUAUCACACGGAGCAAUUAAAGCAACGAUGUUUUGAACAAUUCAAUCAAGGGUCUUUUAGUAUUGAACAGCUUGCUGCUGUAGAUGGUUUGUUUGGGUUGGUUCAGAAAGCAGCUAGUUCAAAUGAUCCAGUUCGACCUUACCAUGCAAAUCUCUCUGUGUUCGCGUCCAUUCCUGAAUCCGUUGGAGUAGGACAGUUAUUUCCUAUAGUUCCCAUUCAUCGCUUAGAUGAACGGCCAACAGUAAGAGGGAUCUUGUCAGAUUUAACAUGUGACGGUGGCGGGAAGAUAGACAAGUUCAUAGGAGAAGAACGUAGCCUGCCCCUCCAUGAAUUAAAGGACGAUGAUGUUGGAAAAUACUGCGUGGGAAUGUUCCUAGGAGGGGCUUACCAGGAGUCAAUAGGUGGGCUUCAUAACCUUUUUGGGGGGCCCACUGUUGUUCGAGUGCUACAGACAGACAACAUGGAUAGGUUUACGUUGACGCAUGCAAUGCCAGGGUUGUCGUGUGGCAACCUCCUUGAAGUUAUGCAAUACAAGCCGCAACUCAUGCUUGAGACCUUAAAACACAGAGUCCAACAGUUUGUGGAGGAAGAGAAUGGCGAUCAAAGUGUGGCUUCUGCUUCAGAAUUGGCUACUCAACUAGCUCGCUCCUUCAACAACAUGCCUUAUUUGGUCCCAUCAUCUCUUGAGGAAUAA
This is a messenger RNA of Neltuma alba, 2091 nucleotides long. Its product is annotated as arginine decarboxylase-like. NCBI's taxonomy places the organism in Eukaryota, Viridiplantae, Streptophyta, Magnoliopsida, Fabales, Fabaceae. The record is from RefSeq and is a predicted model, not a curated record. Gene Ontology annotation, biological process: L-arginine catabolic process; spermidine biosynthetic process. Gene Ontology annotation, molecular function: arginine decarboxylase activity. The transcript has a single exon. The coding region runs from base 1 to 2091 and encodes 696 amino acids.